UGGUUAGAAGGAGAGAAGUGCUGGAUGAAAGGACAAGGGAAGGAAUUCCUGGGGAAUGUAGGGAAAUUAGGACAUCAACUCAGAAGUGUGUCCCAGCCAGUUGUAGGUGUGUGUAUCUACUUGUCUGUGUUUAUAGACAUACAUCUAGGUUCAGAACUGUUUCUCUUUGCCUAGUAACAGGCAAAGUGGGAGGGACUAAACUUGGUAUGAUCUGGCAAAGGGAAUAGGGGAAAGAGCCCCAGACGGGGAGGAGGGAAGGGAUAACAGUUCCGACUCUGGUAUCAAGGACUGUUCCCCUCACACAUGCUGAAAUCACAGCUAGACCCACAAAAACUGCUCCAGAGGAGAUACAGACACAGGUCUGAUGCAAUGCAGUGAAGCAUCCACAGUGUGAGGGUCUUGAACCAUGUAUCCUUUCGGCUACUCACCAUCUCAAGGAACCCAGCCACAAGUCUUUGCCUAUACCUACAUGCCUGGCCCAGUGGUGCUGCCCCCCUUCCCGCUGCACAACUUUAAUAGUCAGCCUCUGCCACCAUGGGCAGGUGAUCAGGCAAGGAGCCAGGACUUGGCGGCUCAGUUCUACUCUCUGGGCUCCUGUUAUCCCUGCCAGUACCCAGUCUGGGCCUUGGAGCACCCAGUGUUCUACCACCUCUCCUAUGGGAGUGGGGCAUCUUACCCCCAGACAAGACCGGGAUUGGCAGGGCAACCCCAGGAAGUGUGGUCUGAGGGCAGCUUCUUUUCUGGAGAACUCCGAUGGGGGAGAAUAAAUCGUUGCUGGAGUCCAAUCAAGGAGCUGCCAGACUUUGUCCGAGAUGAUCUGCUCCGAGUGUAUGGGACUUAUCCUUAUACAGAAGUGCAUAUCACCUACCAAGAUGGAGAGUUCCUAGUACGGGGCAAGCCCCGUGUGGGACAACAGGAGUACCGAGUGGAGAAGAGGGUGGUGAGGGGUACCCCUGUCCCCCCCAACAAUGGAAUCGAGGCAGAGGUCAGCAGAGGCGAAGAAGAGGCUGAAGGCAACAGAAGAAACCAGAGCUGAGGAAGAGAAGCCAUUGGGGCCCAUCUAUUCUGAGAUUUUGAAAAUAAAUAAAUAUCAGAGGCUCAGCAGAAGAAAUAUUUGAGGAUUACUUAAAGCACCUCUCAGGAGGGAAACUAUUUGUACCUUCAUACAUUUACUGAGAUCCUAUCCCCUUUCCUGCUUCCCUGAGGGUUGGAUAUAGCCCACUACUACAGGGAAUUCUCUAGAGUCCUGGGGACCAAGAGAAGGAAGGGAGAAUUCCGGAGAGGCUUAGAUUUCUCUUAAUCUUUUAAAGCAGUGGUUCUCAAACUUUGGUUUUCAGUAUCUUUAUCCUAUUAAA
Molecule: messenger RNA, 1355 nt
Organism: Sarcophilus harrisii (Tasmanian devil)
Lineage: Eukaryota; Metazoa; Chordata; Mammalia; Dasyuromorphia; Dasyuridae
Gene: C2H10orf95
Product: chromosome 2 C10orf95 homolog
Exons: 2
Coding region: 407-1036 (209 amino acids)
Source: RefSeq, a predicted model, not a curated record